This is a messenger RNA of Talaromyces amestolkiae, 1722 nucleotides long. RefSeq lists its product as uncharacterized. The transcript has 8 exons. The record is from RefSeq and is a predicted model, not a curated record. Gene Ontology annotation, molecular function: transmembrane transporter activity. The coding region runs from base 1 to 1722 and encodes 573 amino acids. Gene Ontology annotation, biological process: transmembrane transport. Lineage: Eukaryota; Fungi; Ascomycota; Eurotiomycetes; Eurotiales; Trichocomaceae.
AUGGACACCAAAGAAAUGUCGCCGUCUUUCAGCCAUGGCACGACUAAUAGCAUCCAUUCAAGCCCUAAGAGCAACUUGGAGGCGAUACCUAUUGUUGAAGUAGUUGGAGACUCAAGCUCCGAAGCACCUAUGACGAUGAAGAAGUUCUUGGGUCUGACUGCAAUGGCGUUUCUGUGGACUGGCUCUCAGAUUCCAAUCUACCUUUUCGGCGGCAUACCUCCCUAUAUCUAUGCAUCAAUUGGUGGAGCAGAUCGUUGGAUAUGGUUUGUCUUGGCAAACUUGCUCGCUCUCGCAGGUAUCUGCCCAUUCGUCGGUAGUCUAUCAGAUCUGCUCGGUCGUCGAUAUGUCGCUAUCAUCGGUGCAACACUCGUAUGUCUUGGUUUAAUUGUAUCGAGUACCGCCAACACCAUGAACACUUUUAUCGGAGGAAUGGCCAUUUCGGGUGCUGGAGCAGGCAUCAACGAAUUGACCGCCCUCUCAGCCACUGCCGAAAUGGCACCAACCCGCAAACGUGGUACAUACGUCGCUGCCCUGAUAUUGACAAUCUUGCCGUGGUCGGCCUCAGUCAUGUGGGCUCAACUUAUUGCCUACCAUUCAAACUGGAGAUACGUCGGUCUACUAGCUGGUAUCUGGAACGGUAUCGGAUUGAUUUGUACUGUGUUCUUCUACUUCCCACCCAAGCGAGACAAUAGUCAAGGUCUAUCGAAGAAGGAGAUUAUUUCCAGGAUUGAUUUUGUGGGUGGAUUUUUGAGUAUUGCUGGCUUGAUUUUGUUUUUGGCCGGGAUGCAAUGGGGUGGUUAUCAGUAUUCGUGGAAGACAGCUCAUGUCUUGGUUCCCCUAAUCCUUGGAUUUUUCAUUCUUGUCGCCUUCGGUUUCUGGGAAGCUUACGGCGCACGGUAUCCCAUGAUCCCUAAAAAGAUAAUGCAGGAACCUCGCACACUCGGUCUGACGCUAUUGAUUACUUGGAUCUCCGGCGCAAACUUCAUAUCUGUCAUUCUCUUCUGGCCGACGCAGAGCUUUAAUCAAUUCGGUCAUGAUCCCGUGGGAGUUGGCCUUCGUUCUCUACCGGUUGGAUAUGGUAUCUUGGCUGGCGCAUGUAUCACACUUUGUUUGUUGUCGUAUAUGAAGGGUCAAAUCAAGGCGUUGAUGAUUGGAAGCAGUGUCUUGAUGACUGCCGGAUGCGGAGCCAUGGCUGUUGCGCGAACCGACAAUCUCAGCACUCUAUGGAUCAUUCUGAUCAUCGGAAGUCUUGGAAUUGGUGGUAUUGUCGUCCCAGCAAGUAUUAUGACGACCAUAAUUUGCCCAGAUGACCUCAUCGCCACAAUCGCAGCCCUUACACUCUCCAUCCGCGUCGUCGGCGGCGCAAUCGGCUACACCAUCUACUUCAACAUCUUCAUCAACAAAUUCACCACAAACUCCGUCCACUACAUCGGUGGUCUGAUGGCUACCGAACUAGGCAUUACAAACGUAACUUAUAUCACCGAGGCAAUUGAACUAACCACCGCCUCGUUGCUGGAAGAAUUGCAGACUAUCCCCGGUAUUGCCGGAAACACCACUGCGUAUGAGAUGGUUGUUGCGGCGGGCCAGGUUGCGUAUGCUGAAAGUUACAAGUAUGUUUAUUUGGCAUCUAUUGCGUUUGGAGCGCUGUCGAUUGGGGCCUCGUUGUUUUUGGAUGAUAUUACCAAGUAUAUGGAUGAUCAUGUUGCGGUUCAGUAUCAUUGA